Molecule: messenger RNA, 2336 nt
Organism: Anopheles cruzii
Lineage: Eukaryota; Metazoa; Arthropoda; Insecta; Diptera; Culicidae
Gene: Alg11
Product: GDP-Man:Man(3)GlcNAc(2)-PP-Dol alpha-1,2-mannosyltransferase
Exons: 2
Coding region: 24-1517 (497 amino acids)
Biological process (GO): protein N-linked glycosylation
Cellular component (GO): endoplasmic reticulum membrane
Molecular function (GO): GDP-Man:Man(3)GlcNAc(2)-PP-Dol alpha-1,2-mannosyltransferase activity
Source: RefSeq, a predicted model, not a curated record
GCCUUUUUGCAUAAAGUAGUGCGAUGAACGCCAAUGGAGCCGCUUUCUGCUGGUGCAGUUUAAUGUAUGUGACGUUGUUUUUCGUGUCGUUCGUUGGCAUCGGGCUUCUGACGGUAUGUGUGCUCCUGCGGCAGCUAAUAAAAUUCCAGCGUCGGAAGCGGCCUGAUCAGAACGUAAAGCGUGUGGCGUUCUUCCAUCCGUACUGCAAUGCCGGUGGUGGCGGGGAGCGUGUGCUGUGGUGCGCGUUGCGGGCACUUCAGCAGCGCUACGACGACAUCCGGUUGUACGUGUACACCGGCGAUAUGGAUGCUACGCCGGCGGAAAUACUGGCGAAGGCGGAGCGCAACUUUAAUCUUGAUCUCAACGCGGAGCAAAUUUCGUUCGUCUUCCUGCGAAAACGGCGCUGGGUUGAGGCCGCGUGCUACCCGCACUUCACGCUGCUGGGACAAAGCCUCGGCUCGAUAGUGCUGGCCUUUGAGGCGCUGCUGAAGCUACAACCGGACGUGUAUGUCGACACGAUGGGCUACGCCUUCACGUACCCGGUGUUCGCCUACUUCGGGGGUUGCAAAAUCGGUUGCUACACGCACUACCCGACCAUCAGCACCGAUAUGUUGCGCCGAGUGCAGUCGCAGACCCAGAGCUACAACAACCGCGGGUACGUGGCGAAGAACCCGUUCGCCACGUGGCUGAAGAUAGUUUACUAUCGGAUGUUUUCCCGUGUCUACGGUUGGGUGGGUCGUUGCGCCGACACAAUCAUGGUGAACUCAACGUGGACCGAGAACCACAUCGUGUCGCUGUGGGACGUGCCCUACAAGACGCACCGAGUGUACCCGCCUUGCGAGGUGUCGAAACUGAAGCGACUCGGGGAGCGGAAGAGCGAAGGAGAAGAGGAGGCGGACGACGACGACGACGAGGAAGGUCUCGAUGAUCGGAUCAUCAUUCUUUCGGUGGGCCAGUACCGACCGGAGAAGGACCAUCCGUUGCAACUGCAGGCCAUGUACGAGUUACGCACCCUGUUGAACAACGAUGAGGCGCUCUGGAACCGGUUGCGGUUACAGAUCGUCGGGUCGUGCCGGGACGAGGAGGAUCACGUCCGGGUGAAGAACAUGCAGGAUCUGGCGAAGCAUUUGUCGCUCGAGAACUCGGUCGAGUUUCGGGUGAAUGUGUCGUACGCGGAACUGCUGCAGUGUUAUCAGCGCGCCACCAUCGGACUGCACUGCAUGUGGAAUGAACAUUUCGGCAUCAGCGUCGUGGACUGCAUGGCGGCCGGGCUGAUCAUGGUGGCCAACCGCUCCGGUGGCCCACUGAUGGACAUUGUCGAAACGUCAGAGGGCAGCCAGAAUGGCUACCUGGCGUUCGAUGCCUACGAUUACGCACGUUGUAUCGCCACCAUCUUGUACAAUACGCCCGACUACAACGCGAAACUGCGAGAAGCCGCUCGUGCCUCGGUCGAGCGUUUCUCCGAGAAGGAAUUCGAAAGCGGGUUCUUACGCGCCAUUUCUCCCAUCAUGGAUUGAUGCUUCGGGACUUCGGGUUCGCUGCUACAUUGAUUUGUUGCCGGUGGUGGUCCUUCAGCGACAAUGAAUAUUCGUUUGUUUUUAGAAAACCAAAAACAAUGACAAAAUUAAGACGCAACGGUGGAGCCCAACACAUUCGAUCGAAAGUGUAAAAUGAUGCCGCGUAAAUGAAAGGAAGUUAACAUUUCACCAAAAGCAAUCUUCCAUCGGUACUAUCGCCUGCAAAGAAAAAACAAAAAACCGGUAGACAAAUUAAUACAGAAUUAACCUUGAACCAUGGGGCAAACAAGCAAAGGACGUAUGCCAACUAUCAAAACAUGAACGAUAUAACUACUACGAAAUUCGCACAUCACAAUACUGGGGAUUGGACGAAUGACACUAAAGUGGUGGGUCCGGUAAGCUGGGGACAAAAACACUUUUCCUAGUCGGCCAUAGAACAUGAAGCAUGCAGAAAAUAAGUACUCUGCGAACCACUCCCACCUAAGGAACUUCUUCUUCUUUUGGCGCUACAACCGCUGAGCAGUCUUGGCCUGGCACCAGAGACAAUGUUAAUCUCUGAUGCUCUUCUGUAACAUCUAAUUUUUUUACGGACGGGAUUGUUAGCCCCGCGCCAACCCCCCUGUCACGCCGGUAUCGGGAAUCGAAACCAUGGCCGGUUGAGUUACAACCGAUCCCGGGAUUCGAACCACGGCCAGCUGCGCUGACAGCGAAGAGCGUUACCGACUGCUCUAUCAGCGGAACUAUCAGCGGAACUGGCGUCGGGAUAUGUUUACGGAGGAAAUCGACAGAAAAAAUGGCCAACUGACGCCAACUAACCGU